AUGACCACCACCCUUGAACGAAGUCUUUCUCGUACAUCGAGCAUGUCAAUUCCGGUCUCCAGUCCUAGACUCUCUAUCAGAAAUGACGUGACACCCCCUAUGUCCUUCGAGCCCUCCUUGUCUCAAAUCCACGAUCGAUUGAAUCUACUCGACUCACGUGUUCUGGAGUUACGUUCGACCGUUCUCACCAAGGACGGUUAUGUAGACCGACGGAACCGUGAGGAUGAGCAUAUUCGUCGAGAAUUCGAAGCUAACCGUUCGAUUUCCAACCGAAUCGAUCUGAAUGUGGUCGCUCUGAGGACGGAUGUCGACCAGCUCAAGUCGGGUGUUUUUCAACUGAAGUCAAGCAUCGGCCAGGCGGGUAAUGAAACCGUCUUCCUUCGCAGUGAUGUGGAUCGACUCCAGAAGAAUGUCGACCAGGUGCAGGCCGACCUGGAACAGCUCCAGACCGAUGUGUGCGGAUGCCGGAUCGAGAUCAGCAAGCUCCAUGGUGCGAUCAGUCAACUGCGCACUGAUCUGAUCACUCUCCAACACGAGACUUCGCGCCACCUGAGCGCGGUCUUCAAUCGGUUCAACCUGAUCGAGGCUCGGAUGAAGCAUUCGGAACGCGUUCGGUUCAACUCUCUCGCCCAUACAACCCAUGCACCUAUCACUCCCGUUCCUGUUGUCGAAGAAGAUGGGGCCCUGCAGUGGCCUGAAUACUUCCCUCGCACAGUGUGGAGAUUUUGGUGCCUGAAGAAACGAAGCCGCAUCAGUCGACUUGUCCAACUCGCCGAAUUCUAUGAAUUGGGAGGCUAUGAGUAUUGGGGACGUAUGCAUCAAUCGGAUGUCAUGUUCAGCAACGACAGCGAUUCCAGUGACUCGAGCGACUACCCGUCCAACCUGACUCGGGCUGAGGCUGUCCGGCAGUUCCCCGAAGCAGCACACCAAGCUCUUGCUGCCACUCUGGGUCUGGUCUACUACAAGAUCCGAAACGAAGUGGGUGAGGGCCCAAAUACUCACAUUCCUCGCCCUCCGAAGCGCCAACAGGAGGAGGUGUCCUCGGUUACCUCCAGCUCCAAACAAAAGCCUGUUAAGAUGGCUCGCCGUCCUAACAACCUUUCCCCCACGACACUCCACCGGCUCGUCACAGGACCGUCCUUGGAAUCCAAGUCUUUGGUUUCGGAAGAGUCCGACAAGCUUGGGUGGAAUGUCCAUUCAGAUGUGUCCGACGACGCAAUGAGCAAGCUUCGAGGCAUCGUGUCCGAAGAGGUUGGUACGCUCCUUCGAGCCUUGGAGCAAGGCCGUCUCAAACUCAAGCCGAGUCGGUCCGAACGAUUGAACAUGUCCCCGACCGAAUCGAAAGCCGGCUCCUUUAUUGGUAAGAUCGGUCAUGAUGGAGCUCAGGACGAUGAAGUACGGACAGUCCCGAACACUAUCGCCACGGAGAUUGUCUCGCCCAAAUCUCGAAGAAAUGAAGACCACGAUCUUCCAGACACCGCUUCUGAUACCACUAGUCCACUGACUUGA
Aspergillus clavatus NRRL 1 is the source of this 1509-nucleotide messenger RNA. RefSeq lists its product as uncharacterized. The record is from RefSeq and is a predicted model, not a curated record. The transcript is spliced from 2 exons. The coding region runs from base 1 to 1509 and encodes 502 amino acids. Lineage: Eukaryota; Fungi; Ascomycota; Eurotiomycetes; Eurotiales; Aspergillaceae.